CGUCGAAACAUGAAAUAUCUAGCUGGUUACUUUUGAUUUUUAAGCAUUGAACAGCUUUUAAGGCUUUACAUGUGUUGUGUUUGAGAAAUCAUGCAAUAAUUUGUCCAUUUUGAAAAACUCACGAGAAACAGUAUUAAAAUUAUGGAUAUUAAAGAAGAAUACGAGGAGCAUGCUAGCGCACUGACUGCAGAUAAAGAUGAAGUAAAGGAGGAGACUGUCAGCAAUAUCCAACUGCAAGAGGCAACAUGUAACCUGGCACACAGGGGCGCACCAAAAGAUAGCUUUGACAAACUAACAGAAGUUUCCAAAGAAGGUGGUGAUAUUGAAUAUGAAACUGUGGGAAACCUUUCCAGUGAUCACAAGAAUAUGACCUUUAUUUCGAAAACAGCUGAAUUUGUUCGAAGUAAUUUAGAAUCAACGGAAGCAGAAGAAAUUGCAGAGGCCAUAUAUGCCUGUGUAGAGCGCAUCAUGUGUGAUGUUGUUAAAGAGGAACCAAGAUUCCGGAGUUCAGAUAUUAUAAAAGUUGGAAGCUUUUACGAGGGAACAAAAAUUCUUGAACCAAAUGAAUUUGAUUUUCUUGUAGUAAUUGACGAGUUGUCUAAGCCAGGUGCCGUUUCUGUCGUCACAGAAGAUAUUCGUCCUGGGUAUGCAGAAGUUCUUCUAAUUGAUGAUUCGCUUAAACAACGAUGGAAGCAUACAGAUGAAAAUUGUGUACUUCACAACUUCCAAGAUUAUGAACAUGCGUCCUCAUUUGGAUUUGUUGUUUUAUCCACUUUGGCAAAACUGGCAGAAAAACAAUCUUUAAAAUAUGAACUGCAGGAAGUCGGAUACAUUUAUCUUCCUGAUACACUUAUUUCAUUUCCGCCAACAGGAAACUUUUCUCUUGAGUUAGAAUAUGCUGAAGUUUGGAAUCCAAACGUGAUGUUAAAAUUCCAGUGUGACAAAAUGACUAUAAGUGUAGACAUUUCACCUGCUAUACGCUAUCAUAAGGUAACAGAUUGUUUUAAUCCCGAGGACUGCAUUGCCGAACAGUUGGCGGAAGCAGUAUUAAACAGAGGUUCCAUUCUUUUGGUUAAUUCGUUGGAUAUGUUAGAUAAAGAUCCUGCGCAUGAACAUGUUUUUAGAAUUACUUUCACAGAAACGGAAGUUCAGUAUGUUAAGUGCAUGGAACAUGGUCAUAAGAAUAUAUAUGUUUUUAUGAAGUAUUUAACCCAUGUUUUCAAAAACAAUUUGAAAUGUCAAUACAAAUACCAUGAAGAUUCCAAAAUAGAAUUACCUUCAUAUUUGCUGAAAUUAGCGUGUAUUUUUCAUGAUGUUCAAUGCAGUUUACCACCCUCAGUCUAUUUAAAUAUCUGUUUAUUUAAAAUUUUACUUAUAUUUAUUAACUGGUAUCAGUCCGGCCAUUAUAAAAGUGUUUUUAAUACGAAGUUACUAGUUUGUAAGAAAAGCGAUAUGAUUGUUCACCGUCACAGGAAAAUGCUUGAUUUUCUUGUAGACUUUUGCAUUCAUAAGGUCGAGGCGCCGGAUAUUACACAAGCAAAUUUCAACCCAAGGCCGUUCCUUGAAAGUAAAUUGCGAGAAUUUUACAACAGCAAAUACGUUUCAUUAGAGAAUACAAGGAGAAAGUUAUUACUUCCUUUGGCAUAUUGUGCGGUAGAAUCUUUAAGUAACCCAGAAGAAGUUAUCCGUAAAGUAAGUUCUAAAACCCAUCGUCCGUCAGUGUUAUCAUUUUUUUCUGAAUAAAUAGCACAGCUAGAAACUUAUCACUUCCUCACUAACUUGUUUACCAAGACCGGAAAAAAUGGAUUGACCUACAUUUAACAUUAUCGUGAUUUGUAUUUGAAGGAACAAGUUGUGUGAUGAUAGGCGAACCUAGACGGCACGAUGCCGGAGGACUUUUUGUCCUAUGGAUUAUAUUCUAGUAACUAACUACACUUUUGUAUCCUGUACAAAUAAUAGGUUCUUUUAAUAUUGAAUCUUAUGUAUGUGUGUGUGUGUGUGUGUGUGUGUGUGUGUGAUUUAAUCUGAUGACGAUUUGAAGCAAACAUUUAAAGCAAAUAUCUACAGAUAAAAAAUGAAAGAUAACCAUUAUAUUUCAGCAUAUUACAUACAGAUGCAGUACAAAACUACCUUUUAAAAACUAAAUAUAAAGUCAUUUGCUGCAUUUUGAAUUUAAUUUAUUUGAUCAUACUAAGAUGCUCGUAGUGCAAGGAAUGUAUUAUUCACUAAUUACUUUAAAACAAAUAAUAAUUGUCUUCGGUAUCAUUCUUAUAACAAAGUGUAUAUUUUCUCUGGCGUCUUAUUACAUGUCUAUGUCUUCUAGUUUCAUCUGCUGCCUUCUGUAAUGAUCAGUGUGGUCAACCAAAGUGACAUUUUGGUGCCCAACUCAUGAGGAAAAUAAUAGGUUUGCUUACUUAAAAAAAUAAUAAGUAAACAGCACAAAAAUUUAGGUUAUGUGCACAAUGGGGCUUAGGUCGACAAUCGGUUUGUAUGGAGGGAAAACCUCUUUUUUUCUCUUUAACGCUUUUUAUGUACUUGAAAUCCAUUAAGUGAUAAGGAAGUUAUAAGUAAAAUGUUACCUGGCUCCAGCGAUUUUUCCCGUGGGUACGGUAUCGAAGUCAGUGAAUUAGCCACUAUGUAAUAUGUCUGACUCUAUAUCCUUUCAGACUGGCGUUUCAAAAAUUAAUUUAAUCUCUCUGAAUAAGACCAAAUUGUGUGUCAUCAUUAAGUAGGGAAAAUUUAAGAUUUCUCGUUCGGGAUACAAUUGAAUACAAUACUAAAUAUGCUACACUGCUUCCCGUUGCAUUAUAAUAUACAUUGUACAAUUCACUGAAAUUCACUUUCGUGAAUCGGGAGAAUUGUUUCUAAAUGUCUACCUUUCAUUUUUAGCUCACCUGUCACAAAGUGACAAGGUGAGCUAUUGUGAUCGCACAGCGUCCGUCGUCCGUCCGUACGUCCGUCCGUGCAUAAACUUUUGCUUGUGACCACUCUAGAGGUCACAUUUUCCAUGAGAUAUUUAUGAAAGUUGGUCAGAAUGUUCACCUUUAUGAUAUCUAGGUCAAGUAUGAAACUGGGUUAGGUGCGAUCAAAAACUAGGUCAGUAUGUCAAAUAAUAGAAAAACCUUGAGACCUCCCUAGAAGCCAUAUUUUUCAACGGAUCUUCAUGAAAAUUUGUCAUACUGUUUACCUUGAUGAUAUCUAGGUCAAGUUUGAAACUGGGUUACGUGCGGUCAAAAACUGGGUCAGUAGGACAAAACAUAGAGAAACAUUGUGACCUCUCAAGAGUCCAUACUUUUCAAUGGAUCUUCAUGAAAAUUGGGCAAAAUGUUCAUCUUGCUUAUAUCUAGGUCAAGUUUGAAACUGGGUUACAUGCGAUAAAAAGCUAGGUCAGUAGGUCAAAUAAUAGAAAAAUAUUGUGACCUCUCUAGAGGCCAUAUUUUUCGAUGGAUCUUCAUGAAAAUUGGUCAGAAUGUUCACCUUAAUGAUAUCUAGGUCAGCUUUGAAACUGGGUUUUGGGCGGUCCAAAACUAGGUCAAUAUUUCUAAAAAUAGAAAAACCUUGUGACCUCUCUAGAGUCCAUACUUUUCAAUGGAUCUUCAUGAAAAUUAACCAGAAUGUUUACCUUGAUAAUAUCUAGGUCAAAUUUGAAACUGGGUUACGUGCGGUCAAAACUAGGUCAGUAGGUCUAAAAAUAGAAAACCAUUGUGACCUCUCUAGAGUCCAUACUUUCAAUGGCUCUUCAUGAAAAUUGGUCAGAAUGUUCAUAUUGAUGAUAUCUAGAUCAAGUUUGAAACUGGGUUACGUGCAGUCAAAAACUAGGUCAGUAGGUCAAAUAAUGGAAAAUCCUUGUGACCUCCCUAGAUGCCAUAGUUUUCAAUGGAUCUUCAUGAAAAUGGGUCAUACUGUUAACCUUGAUGAUAUCUAGGUCAAGUUUGAAACUGGGUUACGUGCGGUCAAAAACUAGGUCAGUAGGACUAAAAAUAAAGAAACAUUGUGAUCUCUCAAGAGUCCAUACUUUUCAAUGGAUCUUCAUGAAAAUUGGUCAAAACGUUGAUCUUGCUUAUACCUAGGUCAAGUUUGAAACUGGUUUACAUGCGGUAAAAAGCUAGGUCAGUAGGUCAAAUAAUAGAAAAACAUUGUGACCUCUCUAGAGACCAUAUUUUUCGACGGAUCUUCAUGAAAAUUGGUCAGUAUGUUCACCUUAAUGAUAUCUAGGUCAGCUUUGAAACUGGGUUAUGUGUGGUCAAAAACUAGGUCAUUAGGUCUAAAAAUAGAAAAACCUUGUGACCUCUCUAGAGUCCAUACCUUUCAAUGGAUCUUCAUGAAAAUUAAUCAGAAUGUUUACCUUGAUAAUAUCUAGGUCAACUUUGAAACUGGGUUACGUGCGGUCAAAAACUAGGUCAGUAGGUCUAAAAAUAGAAAACCCUUAUGACCUCUCUAGAGUCCAUACUUUUCAAUGGAUCUUCAUGAAAAUUGGCCAGAAUGUUAACUUUGAUGAUACCUAGUUCGGCUGCCAUCAAAAACUAGGUCAGUAGGUCAAAUAAUGGAAAAACCUUGUGACCUCUCUAGAGGCGAUUUUCAUUGGAUCUGUAUGAAAGUUGGUCUGAAUAUUCAUCUUUAUGACAUCUAGGUCAAGUUCGAAACUGGGUCAACUGCGGUCAAAAACUAGGUCAGUAGGUCUAUGUCGUCCGUGUGUCUGUGUGUAAACUUUUGCUUGUGAUCACUCUAGCUUAAGAUCCAGCUUUGAAAUUUGGAUGACACGUACAGUUUUGCACACCAUCUUUAAACUGUCUUUCAGUGACCAUAAAUGUGACCUGAUCUACUUUCUAAUAUUUCAGCAUCAGUUUGCCAUUUGAAACAUGUAGUUCAAUAUACUCAGGUGAGCGAUUCAGGGUCAUCAUGACCCUCUUGUUAUGUUGCACAGCCACUUUUGAUCAACUUUUGAAUUUCUAAACUUCAAAGUUUCCCGAACUGGAUGCUUUAGUUUCCAAUCCGGAAAACUGAAAUAUAUAAUUUACAUUAAAUUGGAUGUAAAUUGAAACUGAAUAAGAUAGGGAAGCUAUCCAGAACAGGAUGAAACGUACCUUGUAUACUAAACUCCCACAACUCCGCGGAAGUCCUGUCAACUGGAAUAGUCUUACAUUACACAAAUUUGAUCUGUGUAAUCAUAUUACAUUUAAAUAUUUUGUUAUGGCUUUCAAAUCUUAAACCAAGAUGUAAAAUAAUCAAAGAUUAUUUUAUUUGUUUUAAAUUGUUACAUAAGUUUAGACAGUACACCAGCUACACGUCUGUCAAGUUGAUAUAUUGUUGAUGCAUUUAUGUAAUUGUUUAUUAUAUCAAACCCACGCGUUUUAUACGUCAAAUUGUCAGACAGUGCAUAUAACUGAUGUUAGAGAAUUGCUAUAUAUUGCUGUUUUAGAUAUCUCGAGUAGUCAGAAAGGGUCUAAGACAAACCAGGUUUAGGCCGGUUGUCCGGCCCGAGACCUAGGAAAUGGGUCACGUAGAUAUUAAGAUUAAGUUAGGUUUUAAAUAUGACACUUGUUAAGAUCAGACUUAAGCAAUUACAAAGUGAUUUACUAAAGUUAUGUACAAAAUAUUCUAUUGUGUAAAUAAACAUCAAAAACGUUCA
This is a messenger RNA of Mercenaria mercenaria, 5629 nucleotides long. RefSeq lists its product as uncharacterized. The coding region runs from base 142 to 1743 and encodes 533 amino acids. Lineage: Eukaryota; Metazoa; Mollusca; Bivalvia; Venerida; Veneridae. The transcript has a single exon. The record is from RefSeq and is a predicted model, not a curated record.